AUGUCACCUCUCGGUUCGGUGGCUCUGGCCAAUGGCUCUUCGUCGCCAAAAAAGGUCGCCUAUUUCUACGAUUCUGACAUUGGCAAUUAUGCCUACGUUACCGGUCACCCCAUGAAGCCGCAUCGCAUUCGUCUUGCGCAUAGUUUGAUCAUGCACUACGAUCUUUUCAAGAACAUGGAGAUUUAUCGCGCGAAGCCUGCGACUAGGGGCGAAAUGACCCAGUUCCAUACCGACGAGUACAUCGACUUCCUCCAAAAAGUCACCCCCGACAACAUGGAUGCCUACCAAAAGGAACAAGGCAAAUACAAUGUCGGUGAUGAUUGUCCUGUAUUUGACGGUCUUUUCGAGUUUUGCGGCAUCAGUGCUGGUGGCAGUAUGGAGGGCGCUGCCCGUCUCAACCGCCAAAAGUGCGACAUCGCUGUCAACUGGGCUGGUGGCCUCCACCACGCCAAGAAGAGCGAGGCUAGUGGUUUCUGCUACGUCAAUGACAUUGUUCUUGGUAUUCUCGAACUCCUUCGAUUCAAGAAGCGCGUCCUCUAUAUUGAUAUCGAUGUCCAUCACGGCGAUGGUGUUGAGGAAGCCUUUUACACUACAGACCGAGUAAUGACCGUUUCCUUCCACAAGUAUGGCGAGUACUUCCCUGGUACUGGUGAGCUGCGCGACAUCGGUAUCGGCACCGGCAAAUACUACGCCGUCAAUUUCCCCCUUCGCGACGGUAUCGACGAUAAUUCAUACAAGUCCAUCUUUGAGCCUGUCAUCGAGCACGUUAUGAAAUUCUACCAGCCCGAGGCUGUUGUGCUACAAUGUGGUGGCGACAGUCUUUCUGGUGACCGUCUCGGCUGUUUCAACCUUAGUAUGGAGGGACACGCCAACUGUGUCGGAUACGUCAAGAGCUUCGGCUUGCCCACACUUGUCCUCGGUGGCGGUGGUUACACUAUGCGCAACGUCGCUCGCACAUGGGCAUACGAGACUGGUGUCCUUGUUGGCAAACACCUUCCCAGAACGCUGCCUUACAACGAAUACUACGAAUACUACGCUCCCGAUUUCGAACUGAACGUCCGGCCAUCAAACAUGGAGAACUCGAACAGCUUCGAAUACCUCGAGAAGAUCAAAGCUGCCGUUAUCGAUAACUUGAGACACACCCAGCCCGUUCCAUCUGUGCAAAUGCAAGAUGUCCCCCGUCAACCGCUCCCAGGCGGCAUGACAGAUGAGGAAGAGGCUGAGCUGAACGAUUUGGACGAGGAUGAGCACACUGACGAGCGCAUGACUCAACGCCGCUGGGAGCAGCGCACCAACAACGAGGCCGAUUUCGAAGACAGUGACGACGAAGAUAUGGACCAGGCGAAUGGCAUGACCCGCCCCCGUAACGCUAAGAAGCGGACGUUCCGCGACUACCGCCAAGCCGAGCCCGAGGCCAACAGCGGAGCUGCAUCUCCAGCUGAUGCAAUGGUUACCGAAGAGGCGCCCAAUGCCGAGCCCAUUGUCGAUGCUGAUAUUACCCUCGAGAACCCAGUUGAUGCAGAGGAGAUAGCCGAGGAAACAGUUGUCGAAAAGGAUUCUGCUCCGGAACCUCCUCAGGAAGACGCUGUCGACGGUGAUGGUGAUGUUGGCAUGGCAGACAGUGCUGAUGUUGAGGAGCCUACGACAACAAUCAAGAAGGAAGAAGUUGAGGCAGAACCUGCCGAGGUUGCCGAGAAGCAAGAUCAAGAGGACAAGCCAGUAUCACGGAAACCCUCUGCCGAGCCCAUAGCCGAGCCAGCUGCUGAAGAGGCUACCGAGAAGGCCGAACCUGCCGAGAAGGCUGAGCCUGCUGAAGCCACCAAAACGACUGAAGCCACUGAAACGACUGAAGCGACCGAAGCGACUGAAACCACCGAGGCCAAUGAAGCCACCGGAACCUCUGAUGCUACUGAAUCCGCUAAGGAACCCGCCAAAGAGGCCGAGAAGGAGGCCACCAAAGAGCCAGAAACUUCGGAGCCGAAAGAGUCAGCAGAUGUCAAGGAACCUGCUGUGACGGAAGAAACUUCAACUGAUGCGAAGGAGCCGACGAAAAAGGAAGCCGAGGCUGCUGACAAGCCCGAGGAGAAGGUCCCUGAACCAGCGGAAGCAGAAGACAAGAUGGAUGUCGAUGAGAAGCCUGAAGAAAAGACGGCCGACAAGGAAUAG
This is a messenger RNA of Colletotrichum truncatum, 2166 nucleotides long. RefSeq names its product histone deacetylase rpd3. Gene Ontology annotation, cellular component: nucleus; Rpd3L-Expanded complex. Gene Ontology annotation, biological process: negative regulation of transcription by RNA polymerase II. The record is from RefSeq and is a predicted model, not a curated record. Gene Ontology annotation, molecular function: histone deacetylase activity. NCBI's taxonomy places the organism in Eukaryota, Fungi, Ascomycota, Sordariomycetes, Glomerellales, Glomerellaceae.